Metschnikowia bicuspidata var. bicuspidata NRRL YB-4993 is the source of this 679-nucleotide messenger RNA. It is a transcript of the gene HHF1, whose product is annotated as histone. Bases 259 to 570 code for a protein of 103 amino acids. The record is from RefSeq and is a predicted model, not a curated record. Gene Ontology annotation, biological process: nucleosome assembly. Gene Ontology annotation, molecular function: structural constituent of chromatin; DNA binding; protein heterodimerization activity. Gene Ontology annotation, cellular component: nucleosome. Lineage: Eukaryota; Fungi; Ascomycota; Pichiomycetes; Serinales; Metschnikowiaceae. The transcript has a single exon.
UAGUUAAGUGCUUUUCGGGCCUGCUUGCCAUUCCGCGCUCACUUGUCGUUUCAAGAAGAGCCGCAAAAGCCAGUGCGUUUCUUACGCCAGGUACCCCACCUACGCAGUGAGGGCGCUAUUCUCGGGCUUGGAUUCUGGGCUCUUUUUUUUUUUCGAGGGUCUCCCCUUAUAUAUAAUACAUGCCCCGCGCCCCUCUGUUCUCUUUUUCUAUCAUAUAUUUCUAUAUAUACUUAUCUACACUAAACACACACUAAUACAAUGUCCGGCAGAGGAAAAGGAGGAAAAGGUCUUGGAAAGGGUGGCGCUAAGCGUCACAGAAAAAUCUUGAGAGACAACAUCCAGGGUAUCACCAAGCCAGCCAUCAGAAGAUUGGCCAGAAGAGGUGGUGUCAAGCGUAUUUCCGCGUUGAUCUACGAGGAAGUCAGAGGUGUCUUGAAGUCGUUCUUGGAGAACGUCAUCAGAGAUGCCGUGACCUACACAGAGCACGCCAAGAGAAAGACCGUGACUUCUCUCGACGUCGUCUACGCUUUGAAGAGACAGGGUAGAACCUUGUACGGUUUCGGUGGUUAAGCUGGUGCUUGCUCGGGUUUUUUAUGUAUAUUAUCUAAUUAACGUUUUAUGGAUCCUGCGCUGUAGCCAAAGACUUGUCCUUGUCUUUGCUGAUGCUUUUGAACGCCGG